Messenger RNA from Drosophila eugracilis, 8856 nucleotides. It is a transcript of the gene cut, whose product is annotated as homeobox protein cut. The transcript is spliced from 7 exons. The coding region runs from base 1093 to 8076 and encodes 2327 amino acids. Gene Ontology annotation, biological process: regulation of DNA-templated transcription. The record is from RefSeq and is a predicted model, not a curated record. NCBI's taxonomy places the organism in Eukaryota, Metazoa, Arthropoda, Insecta, Diptera, Drosophilidae. Gene Ontology annotation, molecular function: DNA-binding transcription factor activity, RNA polymerase II-specific; DNA binding.
UUAAUGUUCGAUUUGUUCAGUCAUCAACAGCAUUCGUGACUGGCAACGUCGUUUCGUUCGUCCGUCGCCGAAAGAAAUAUCGAGAUUUUGGGAUUUGAAAAUUUGGAUUCUGAAACUAACUACUGUCUCGUCCAAAAACAAAACAAACACAAAUUUAAAAAAAAAAAAAACAAAACAAAGCAACGGCAGUUCUGUUAAUGCAUUCUUCUACUGCAUUCUUCUUAUUCUUCUUAAUUGCCGCCGCGGCGCGUUUGUGUGUGCGUGUGUGUGCCCCCUCUCUUUCUAUAUUACUGUGUGUGUGUGUGUUUGCCAGCGUGUGUGUGUGCUGAAGAAUCUAAACCCCCACCCCACCCACUCAAUAAUAAUAAAUACAAAUUACAAGUAACAAAAAUGUAACCAGAGCUCUUCCCUAUAAACAAAACACACAGCAAUCAAAGGACUAAGCGGACGCUUAAAUACAACAGUUUAUUAUUUUUUUCAAGUGCAUUUUUGUUUGCUAAAAUAUGUGCGCGUGUAUAAGUGUCAAGUGUAAACAACAACAAAAUCAAGAGCAACAACGACGACAGCAAACAUGUGCAAAAUAAGCCAAAGCCAAAAAGCUACAACAGCAACAGCAACAACAUAAUAAUAAUGGCUUGAAGAAGAAAAAAAAAUCACACACACAACAGCAACAACAACAAACGAAAGGCAACAACAACUAAUACGACAACUACAACAACAUCAAUUCUCCUUCUCAAUAACAAUACAACGCCUGACACAACAAAACAAAAAAAAAUUAAAAUUAUUUUCGGAACUAAAAAAUAAAAACGUAACCCAAAUAAUAAUAAUAAUAUUAGUAUUGGCUUAUUUAUGAAUUUUUUUGAGCACGUAACAUAAAAAAUAUAACUUAAGGUGUUCUUGUGAUGACUAAAAGAAAUUAAACAAAAUAAUUAACUACAAAAAGGAACAGAGAACGAUAUUAAAAAAUAAUAAUAAUAAUGCCAGGCCUUAAAAGCCACAAAUUGGUACAAUCCAAAAACUGAGAAAUAACAAUAACAAAAUACUUUAAAGAACUACUGAGAAUUAAUUAAAUUAACCCAAGAAAGCCCACGAAUGCAGCCAACAUUGCCACAAGCCGCUGGGACAGCCGAUAUGGAUCUGACGGCUGUUCAAUCAAUCAACGAUUGGUUUUUCAAAAAGGAGCAAAUUUAUUUAUUGGCACAGUUUUGGCAACAGCGGGCUACCCUGGCCGAGAAGGAAGUGAACACACUCAAAGAGCAGCUAUCCACCGGCAAUCCCGACAGCAAUCUCAACAGCGACAACAGCGAUACAGCAGCAGUUGAAGCAGUUGUUGCAGCAGCAACAGCAACCAACGGUAUCGAAGAGGAGCAAAAGCAACAACAGCAACAGGAAAACGACAGCGAAAAGCUGCUGACCAGCUCCAUUGUUGCGGCCAUAACGCUGCAGCAGCAGAACGGCAGCAAUCUGCUGGCAAAUACAAAUACACCGUCGCCAUCGCCGCCGUUGCUCAGUGCCGAGCAGCAGCAACAGUUGCAGAGCAGUUUGCAACAGAGCGGCGGCGGUGUUGACGGUGCCUGCCUCAAUCCGAAGCUCUUCUUCAAUCACGCCCAGCAGAUGAUGAUGAUGGAAGCGGCAGCUGCGGCAGCAGCGGCGGCUUUGCAACAGCAGCAGCAACAGCAAUCGCCAUUGCAUUCUCCGGCGACUGAAGUCGCACUUCCCACAGAACAGCCAGCAGCAACGGUAAGUGGUGCAGCAACAGCAGCAGCAUCAGCGUCUGCGACAGCAGCAACUUCCAUUGCUAGUGGCAUCAUCAGGAGCGGUAGUAACAUCAAUCACACCAAUAAUAGCCACCAGGACGAAGAGGAGGUGGAUGAAGAAGAAGAGGACGACGAAGAGGAUGAGGACGAUGAUGAUGAGGAGGAGAAUGUCUCGAUGCAAUCGAAUGCUGAUGAUAUGGAACUGGAUGCACAGCAAGAAACCAGAACUGAGCCGAGUGCAACACAACAACAGCAGCACGAUGAGGAUCUUAAGGAGAACAAGGAUGCGGCGGAGGCUAGUUUAAAUGUUAGCAAUAAUCAUACAACCGAUAGCAAUAAUAGCUGUAGUCGAAAUAAUAACAAUGGCGGCAAUGAAAGUGAGCAACAUGUGGCCAAUUCUGCGGAGGACGAUGAUUGCGCCAACAACAAUACAAAUACCAGCAAUAACAACAAUACUACCAACACCGCUACCAGCAACACCAACAACAACAACAACAACAGUAACAACAGCAGCAGCGGCAAUAGCGAAAAACGCAAGAAGAAGAACAACAACGGCCAGCCUGCUGUUCUAUUAGCUGCCAAAGAUAAAGAGAUUAAAGCACUUCUGGACGAACUGCAACGCUUAAGGGCCCUGGAGCAAACGCACCUUGUUCAGAUUCAGCGACUAGAGGAGCAUCUGGAAGUUAAGCGUCAGCACAUUAUGCGAUUGGAGGUCCGUCUCGAUAAACAGCAAAUCAACGAAGCACUAGCCGAGGCAACUGCUUUGGCUGCUGCUGCUGCUAGCAACAACAAUAACAAUAGCCAAAGCAGUGACAACAAUAAGAAGUUAAAUACCACUGGAGUUACACCAUUGGAUGCAUCAUCGUCUAUUGGCGAUCUACCCGAAAUGGCAAAAGGUCCAGUACCCACGGAAGAUGAGGAUGAUGGCGAGGAUCAGGCUAUGCUGGUAGACUCUGAGGAAGCAGAGGACAAACCAGAGGUACCUCAUCACCACGACGAGGUCGAUGACGAGGAGGAGGACGAGACCGAGGAUCGGGAGGCGGUCAAUGCCACCACAACCGAUAGCAACGAGCUCAAAAUCAAAAAGGAACAGCACAGUCCAUUGCUCAGUCCACAAUCGGCAAUCGCCGCUGCGGCUGCGGCCGCCGCUGCCGCCGCCUGCGCCAAUGACCCCAACAAAUUCCAGGCGCUUCUCAUCGAGCGGACCAAAGCCUUGGCCGCCGAGGCGCUAAAGAACGGCGCCAGCGAUACCAUUAGCGAAGAAAUCAACCGAAAUGAUGAAGAAGAUAAAGAAGAAGAAGUGUCGCCAGCAGCAACUGCAGAACUUUCAACACUUGCCCCAUCUGCAACAUUAGCAGCAACAUCAAGUGAAAUGGAAGCUAAAGCUAGCAAUGAAAUGGCGCCCAAACAGGAAGUCGAAGAUGUGGACGAUGAUGACAACGAUCCGAUGAUCCUGCCAGAGCAACUGGUCAACGACUAUUGGCGACGGGGGUUUGAAUCGGGCCAAAAUACAAACACAACCAGCAUAGCAGCAAUUCCAAGGAGCAAAACGCCAACAAAUUAUCAAAAUCUUAGGGCCGAGCAACAGGCACAAUUGCUGCCGCCACCACCGCCCCCGCAACAGCAACAGCAACAUCUACACUUUCCACAGCAACAACAUCAACAACAACAGCAACAUGGACCAUCGUCCACAGCCUUGCUUAGUCAACUGGUUAACUCAACAUUUUCCAACUCUUCUUCUCGCAUAGAUGCCCACCAUCAACAGCAGCAACACCACCAACAACAGCAACACCACCAGCAAAAUCACCACCAGCAGCAACAACACCUCCAUCAGCAACAUCACCAUCACCUGCAACAGCAGCAAAAUAGCGGUAGUAACAGCAAUCCAGCGACCAAUGAUAGUUUGAACCAUCAUCAUGGACACCAUUUGCAUAGCCAUGCCUUAUUGCAUCCAUCGGCGGCGCAUCAUUUGCAUCAUCAACAGAAUGAAUCCAGUUCGAAUUCGAGUACACCGACAGCUGUUGGAAUUAUGAGUAAUAAUAACGUUGGCAACAAUAGCACUGGCAACACGAAUGCCACCAGUAACGCCACCGUUCAAUUGGCCGCCAGUUUGGCCAGUUCACUGAAUGGCAACAAAUCGUUGUUAAAAGAGGAUAGCAAUGGUUUGGCCGCUGCCGCAAUGGCUGCUCAUGCCCAACAUGCGGCCGCAUUGGGUCCUGGAUUUCUGCCCGGCCUGCCAGCUUUUCAAUUUGCCGCCGCCCAAGUGGCCGCCAGUGGUGAUGGCCGGGGUCAUUAUCGUUUCGCAGACUCGGAAUUACAAUUACCACCGGGUGCAUCGAUGGCUGGUCGUCUUGGUGAAUCCCUUAUACCCAAAGGUGAUCCCAUGGAGGCCAAGUUGCAAGAGAUGCUACGUUACAAUAUGGACAAAUAUGCCAAUCAGGCAUUGGACACCCUGCAUAUAUCGCGACGUGUCCGGGAACUUCUAUCGGUUCACAAUAUUGGCCAGCGACUGUUUGCCAAAUACAUUUUGGGUUUGUCGCAGGGCACCGUUUCCGAGCUGUUGAGCAAACCAAAACCGUGGGACAAGUUGACGGAGAAAGGACGUGAUAGUUACCGCAAAAUGCACGCCUGGGCCUGUGACGAUAAUGCCGUCAUGCUGCUCAAAUCGCUGAUACCCAAGAAAGAUUCUGGCCUGCCGCAGUAUGCAGGUCGUGGGGCCGGCGGCGAUGAUUCCAUAUCCGAGGAUCGGAUUGCUCAUAUCCUCAGCGAGGCCUCCUCUCUGAUGAAACAGAGCAAUGUGGCCCAGCAUCGGGAGCAGGAGCGUCGCAGUCACGGCGGCGAGGAUUCGCAUAGCAACGAGGAUAGUAAAUCGCCACCGCAAAGCUGCACAUCUCCGUUCUUUAAGGUGGAACAGCAACUGAAGCAGCACCAGCAUCUCACUCCCGAUCAGGCUGCUGCCGCUCAGCAUCGGGAAAGGGAACGCGAACAGCGGGAAAGGGAGCAACAGCAGCGACUGCGGCAUGAGGAUUUGGCCCAGGACAAGAUGGCUCGUCUCUACCAAGAGCUGAUUGCACGCACUCCCAGGGAAACUGCUUUUCCAAGCUUCCUUUUCUCUCCAUCUCUUUUCGGAGGAGCUGCUGGCAUGCCAGGAGCAGCUAGUAAUGCCUUUCCCGCCAUGGCCGAUGAGAAUAUGCGCCAUAUGCUCGAACGCGAAUUUGCCAAGCUUCAGCAGCACCAGCAGCAACAACAGGCUGCACAAGCGCAGGCUCAGUUCCCCAAUUUCUCAAGCCUGAUGGCUCUGCAACAGCAGGUCCUCAAUGGAGCACAAGAUCUUUCGUUGGCCGCCGCUGCUGCCAAAGAUAUCAAGCUAAAUGGUCAGCGAUCUUCUUUGGAGCACAGUGCCGGCAGUAGCAGUUGCUCAAAGGAUGGCGAGCGGGAUGAUGCAUACCCAAGCUCGCUACAUUGCCGCAAAUCUGAGGGUAGCGGUACACCAGCACCACCUGUCCCGCCAUCUGGCCAAGCUGGAGCCGGAGCACCACCUACAGUAGUACCACAAACUGGAGGCGCAAGCAGCAAUUCGGCAGCGCCCAGUCCGCUAAGCAAUUCAAUCCUUCCACCAGCAUUGAGUAGCCAAGGUGAGGAGUUUGCCGCAACAGCAAGUCCUCUACAGCGAAUGGCAUCGAUUACCAACUCAUUGAUCACCCAACCACCGGUUACGCCUCACCAUAGUACACCACAGCGACCCACGAAAGCUGUGUUGCCACCGAUAACUCAGCAACAGUUCGAUAUGUUCAACAACCUAAACACUGAAGAUAUUGUGAGAAGGGUGAAAGAGGCUCUCUCCCAGUAUUCCAUCUCACAGCGAUUGUUUGGCGAAUCCGUAUUGGGUUUGUCGCAGGGUUCCGUUUCUGAUUUACUGGCCAGACCUAAACCUUGGCACAUGCUUACCCAAAAGGGUCGUGAGCCCUUUAUCCGCAUGAAGAUGUUCCUGGAGGAUGAGAAUGCGGUACACAAACUGGUGGCCAGCCAAUAUAAGAUUGCUCCUGAAAAGCUAAUGCGAACGGGCAGUUACAGUGGAAGUCCACAAAUGCCACAGGGAUUGGCCAGCAAAAUGCAAGCAGCCUCACUACCAAUGCAGAAAAUGAUGAGCGAACUGAAGUUGCAGGAGCCGGCACAGGCUCAGCACUUAAUGCAGCAAAUGCAGGCGGCCGCCAUGUCGGCAGCAAUGCAACAGCAGCAACAAGUAGCACAGGCGCAACAGCAGGCACAGCAAGCGCAGCAGGCCCAACAGCAUUUGCAGCAGCAGGCGCAGCAGCAUCUGCAACAGCAGCAACAUCUAGCCCAGCAACAACAUCCACAUCAGCAGCAUCAUCAAGCGGCCGCAGCAGCUGCCGCAUUGCAUCAUCAGAGCAUGCUUUUGACCUCGCCUGGACUUCCGCCACAGCAUGCUAUUAGCUUGCCACCUUCGGCCGGUGGAGCUCAACCAGGUGGUCCUGGCAAUCAAGGAAGCUCCACUCCUUCGAACAGCGAAAAGAAACCCAUGCUGAUGCCAGUUCAUGGCACCAAUGCAAUGAGAAGUCUACAUCAGCACAUGUCACCCACCGUUUAUGAAAUGGCCGCUCUAACCCAAGAUCUGGACACCCACGACAUCACCACCAAAAUCAAGGAGGCUUUGCUAGCCAAUAAUAUUGGCCAGAAGAUAUUUGGUGAAGCCGUUUUGGGUCUAUCUCAGGGAUCAGUGUCUGAACUUCUGAGCAAACCGAAACCCUGGCAUAUGCUUUCCAUCAAGGGCAGGGAACCCUUCAUACGGAUGCAAUUGUGGCUCAGCGAUGCCAACAAUGUUGAGCGAUUGCAGUUGCUGAAGAACGAGCGAAGGGAGGCCAGCAAGCGAAGGAGAAGCACGGGUCCAAAUCAACAGGAUAACAGUAGCGAUACCUCCAGCAAUGAUACCAAUGACUUCUAUACCAGCAGUCCGGGUCCAGGAUCUGUCGGCUCGGGAGUCGGUGGUGCACCGCCAAGCAAAAAGCAACGUGUUCUCUUUUCCGAAGAACAAAAGGAGGCUCUCCGCUUGGCUUUCGCUUUAGAUCCGUAUCCAAAUGUCGGCACCAUCGAGUUUCUGGCUAAUGAAUUGGGUCUGGCAACACGAACGAUCACCAAUUGGUUCCACAAUCAUCGCAUGCGUUUGAAGCAACAGGUUCCCCAUGGACCUGCCGGUCAGGAUAAUCCGAUACCAAGUCGCGAGAGUACCAGUGCCACGCCCUUCGAUCCCGUCCAGUUUCGCAUCCUGCUGCAGCAGCGUCUGCUUGAGCUGCACAAGGAGCGAAUGGGUAUGAGUGGUGCACCCAUUCCAUAUCCACCCUACUUUGCUGCCGCUGCUAUUUUGGGCCGCAGUCUAGCGGGGAUUCCCGGUGCGGCAGCGGCCGCUGGGGCAGCUGCAGCUGCUGCAGCAGUCGGAGCCUCUGGCGGUGAUGAGUUACAGGCCCUGAAUCAAGCCUUCAAGGAGCAGAUGAGCGGAUUAGAUCUGUCGAUGCCCACUUUGAAGCGGGAACGCAGCGAUGACUAUCAGGAUGAUUUGGAACUCGAGGGCGGUGGCCAGAAUCUAAGUGACAAUGAAUCUCUGGAGGGUCAGGAGCCCGAGGACAAGACCACCGAUUAUGAGAAAGUGCUGCACAAAUCAGCUUUAGCCGCCGCCGCAGCUUACAUGUCUAACGCGGUACGAAGCUCUCGACGAAAACCCGCUGCACCGCAGUGGGUCAAUCCCGCCGGAGCAGUAACCAAUCCAAGUGCCGUUGUUGCAGCGGUUGCAGCAGCAGCUGCUGCAGCGGCAGACAAUGAGCGUAUAAUCAAUGGCGUAUGCGUGAUGCAAUCCUCCGAAUACGGACGUGAUGAUGCUGAUAGCAACAAGCCAACGGAUGGUGGUAACGAUUCCGAUCAUGAGCAUGCCCAGCUGGAAAUUGAUCAGCGUUUCAUGGAACCUGAGGUGCAUAUUAAACAGGAGGAGGACGACGAUGAAGAGCAAUCGGGAUCGGGUAAUCAUCUAGAUAACGAGGACAAUACCAGCGAUCAAAAACUGAAGGUGGUCAACGAAGAAAAGCUCCGAAUGGUGCGAGUUCGACGAUUGAGCAGCACUGGCGCUGCUUCCUCCGAGGAGAUGCCCGCCCCAUUGGCACCGCCACCCCCAGCAACAGCAACAGCAUCAACUUCUUCCAGUGGUGACAGCACUUCGAGCAUUAACAGCAGCAGUGGCACCACCACCACCAGCACCACACCGGCAGUAACCACCGGUGGAGCAACCAAUGCAACCGGUUGGAAUUACUAGAGAGUAACUAAAUAUAAACUCAGUGCAAUGUUGAGAGAAGCGCGUUUACUUGUGAUUAAGUUUGAAUGUUUAAACGAUGUUAGGACCCAGGAGACAUACAUAAAUACAUACAUAAAAGCAUACAUACAUAUAUAUAUAGCUCUUAGGCCGAAUCAAUAGAAAACUCUUUUUUUUUUUUGUUUUUUUUUUAUUAUUAUACAUUAACUACUAAAUAUAGGCGUUAGUUGUAGACUAUAAGAUAGCCUUAGGUUGAGGCGUUGUAAUAGUUGUAGCUAAAAGUUUAGAGACGCUAUGCGAUGAUGAUGAUGAGAUAAAGCAGCGCAAAAGUAUUAAUGAGAAAAAGGAAAUAUAAAAACCUAUAUAUGAACCCCGACUUGCCGAAGAACUUUAACCAAAACGUCAAGAUCCAAUUGAUAGUAAGAUUUGAUCUUACAAAUGAUUUUCGAUUUGUUUCUACUUGAAGACUGUAAGUAAAGGCGGUAGGAUUGAUAACUACACACGUAAUUCUAUUCUAUAUAUAUAUAUAUAUAUCCCUAUUCAUUUUUUUUUUUUUUUUUUUGAGAAUCUAUUAUAUGAUUAUUAGCAGUUUAGCUGGUAAAUUGUAAAUAAAUAAAUAAAUAAAUAAAUAAUUAAUAAAUAAAUAAAUGAUGAUAGAUGACGGUGUACAUAGAUUUCUCGCGAGGCAUGUUCUGAUGUCGUUCUUCCUAAAAAUCCUACCUUUUAUCACCCUCAGCAACCAACUUGUUUAACUAUCUUUUGAUCUCAAGCAUAAAAACAAAA